Molecule: messenger RNA, 1814 nt
Organism: Elaeis guineensis (African oil palm)
Lineage: Eukaryota; Viridiplantae; Streptophyta; Magnoliopsida; Arecales; Arecaceae
Source: RefSeq, a predicted model, not a curated record
AUUGCUAGAGAAUGGCUUCUGUUUUUCUUUCAUAUGAUAUGAUUUGGAUGAUCAAUGACACAUGAACUAUUUUUUUUUUCAAUUUUUCUUAUAUUUUAUUUUCUGAUUUAGACUCAAUUGCUUUACCAAGAAGAAAAAGAGAGCAGCACUCGUGAUUCUUGGACGUGACUCGCGCGUUCGCACUCGCGCAGAAGAAGAGUUCUGUUCCUUGUUGAAAACCCUUGGAUUCAUCCAACCGGCGAAGAAGAAGAAGAGGAUCGAAGGGUUUUAGAGAGAUGGAGGCAUCAUCAGUUCUGGCGGAGGACGGGGCUCCUCCUCCGCCACCACCGCCGCUGCCGCUCCCACCGCCAAAUGAGAAUGGAAACGAUGCUGGGGCCGGCGGCGCGGCCGUGGAAUCUGGGAACCGGGACGGGCUCGUGGAAGUGUUCAGCCAUCGCGUCGAUGACCUAACCUCCAAGGCCGAUGAGCUGGAGCAAAAGGUGAAUGAGAUCGUGCAGUUCUAUGCGCGUAAGAUGCCGUCCAAUAAUUGGAAGGGGAGCUCGGUCAUGAAGGAUAAAGAAAAGGAGAAAGCUUUUGGGAUUAACAAUCACAUUAACAUGGUAAAUAAUAGUGGAAGAAACAGUAAUGCUAAGAAGCAGGUGGAUGGGCGUCGAAAGGAAGUGGUUCGCUCGAUAACAAUGCAGGAGCUUAUGCGUCGGUUUGGCACGAUAUUGAAGCAGAUAACACAACACAAGUGGGCUUGGCCAUUUAUGAAACCUGUCCAAGUUGAAGCUCUUGGUCUCCAUGAUUACUAUGAGGUUAUUAAGAAGCCCAUGGACUUCAGUACUAUCAAAAAUCAGAUGGAAGCAAAGGAUGGCUGCAGAUAUAAGAAUGUCCGGGAAAUAUAUGCUGAUGUAAUAUUAGUCUUCACAAAUGCAAUGACAUACAAUGAUGAGGGAAGUCAUGUUCAUGUAAUGGCCAAAACGUUGCUGGAGAUAUUUGAAAAAAAAUGGUUGCAAUUAUUGCCCAAAGUGGUUCAAGAGGAAAAAAUACGAAAGGAGGAGGCAGCGGCGCAAGCACUAGCAAAUAUGCAGAUUGCUCAAGAGGCUGUUUUUGCAAAAAUGGCAAGAGAGACAAGCAAUGGGCUUGAUGAGCUCAAUUUGCACUUAGAAGAACUCAAGGAAUCAGUGAUCCAGAGAUGCAGAAAAAUGUCUGCAGAUGAGAAAAGAAAACUUUGCAUGGGGCUGAGGUUUUUAUCCCCUGAAUAUCUUGACGAGGCCUUAGAUAUUAUUGCUCAACACGAUCCAAGCUUCCAAGCUACAGCUGAAGAGGUGGACUUUGAUAUGGAUGCUCAGAGUGAAAGCACAUUGUGGAAGCUCAAAUUCUUUGUGAAGAGCGCAUUGGAACUUCAAGCCAAAAAUUCAGCAAGCAAGGUUGAUGACAACUCUAAGCGGAAGAAGGAGAUAUGUGAUGCUCCAGCCAAGACUGCAAAGAAACGGAAGAAAAAGCUUUCCUCAUGAUAUCAUUUUAUUUAUUUAUGAAACCCAUGCACCUAUUAACCUGACAGAUAAGUGAAAUAUCAGAUAUUAAGUGCUAGACAACAAUUAGAUAAUGUUGUUCGGAGGACACUCUUUUCGUGAGUUGCCAUUUAGAAGAAAUUUUGGUUAAAGAGGGUCGGUAUGAAUUACAGUGAUCAUGAAAUGUUAAACCUAGCAGAACCUAUGGUGCAGCUAGAAAUGAAUUCCAACGUUUUUGCUAUUGACAGGAUGGAUUGUCCUCAUAGAUGGGUUCUUGAUAAACAUUAAUGAAAUGUCUGCUGAAUGCCUUGUGCACAA